AUGUUCCAAAUCUCAUUACCGUCGUUGAAAUCAUUUCGGUUAUUCGGGGAGAAGCAGGUUAUUGAUAUUCCACCUGUCAAAACCCAUGAUAUCGAGAAUGCUCAGGAGAAGUCCGGCCGAGCGUUGAAGCACCUUCUCAAGCUGAACCAUGCGAACCAUGCUAUUCUGUACAAUGAUCGGAAAUUCCAUAACCAUGCACCACACCUCCUGAGUGCCGCCUUCCUCCAGGGCGCGGACGCGGACGAUUUAACACGUCUCUACGAGAACGAGUCCAAGCUGUUAGAUGCGUGGGAUGACUCGCCAGCAGAGGUCACUGCCGAAGAUUGGAGAGAUCACUUGGGGUGCCGAGAAUAUCAGAAGACAUUUGUGGAUUUCUACGAAGAUGAGUUGGUCCGGUUCAACUAUGACUGGAAAGAGGUUGUGGCCGAGUACCUCUUCUCCGGCGAUGAGCCCGUUUUCAAUGCUGUCAUUGCCGACUUGGGACAUCCGCUCAUUCAUCUCGCCUAUGCAUUUGAGAUGGGCAGUCGGGAAGUAGGAAUGGAAGCAUUGGGACUGGCAUCAGUCUGCUACAACAGCAUACACAACUACACAGACGAUCCAGUACCCUCUCAACUCGAACCUUCUUACCAGUCAACAUCGGUUUUUGAAAUCUUCGAGAAAGUCCGUUCCGAGAAGCAGCUAGAUGGGUUUUUCGUGACUCCAGGUGACCACAACCUGGAUAAGCUAUUCAGCGACCGCGAAGCUGUACUCCUGAACCACUGGAACGCAUGGAAACUCGAGAAUCCGAUUGAGCAGUUCCGUGAGAGUCAAGAGCUCGCAGUUGCACUCAUGGUUGCUUCGCAUGGGGACUUAUCGGAAAAAUACGACUUCUUCCUCGUGCACGUUCUGACGACCAGCCAUGCCGUCCGCGUGCUGCUACCCCUGAUUCCCGCGAAGUUCCAGAUCCCUCUCGUUCGUCAAUGGUGGCUCAUCACGCUGGCCAUCUUUAUGGCUCAGUUACGUCCCGAAACCCCGCUGGACCGGAUUCGAGACUUUGAUCUCAAGGGGAGAGAUUGGAAUUGGACUGCCGAGCAGGCUGUCAAGGGUGAAUACUCCACGGAUGCGCACUAUGUCAAGGCGAUCUGGGCGUUGAGGCAGACUGCUACUACCUGGGGUGAUCAGGACAACUUUUAUCUGAAGGCAGCCGUGAAAUUUGCAGAGGAAUUUAGUGCCUGGGUUGGCUUUAUCUGA
This is a messenger RNA of Penicillium cinerascens, 1230 nucleotides long. RefSeq names its product questin oxidase family protein. The transcript has 4 exons. Bases 1 to 1230 code for a protein of 409 amino acids. Gene Ontology annotation, molecular function: oxidoreductase activity. The record is from RefSeq and is a predicted model, not a curated record. Lineage: Eukaryota; Fungi; Ascomycota; Eurotiomycetes; Eurotiales; Aspergillaceae.